Molecule: messenger RNA, 2448 nt
Organism: Thalassophryne amazonica
Lineage: Eukaryota; Metazoa; Chordata; Actinopteri; Batrachoidiformes; Batrachoididae
Gene: dla
Product: deltaA
Exons: 11
Coding region: 92-2227 (711 amino acids)
Biological process (GO): multicellular organism development; cell communication; Notch signaling pathway
Cellular component (GO): membrane
Molecular function (GO): calcium ion binding; Notch binding
Source: RefSeq, a predicted model, not a curated record
GGACUGAACAGGACUGAACAGAAGGAGAAACCCUGAGGACCAGACUUUUUCUUACGCUAUUUAUUUAUUAUUUAUUGUGUAUUUAUUUAAUAUGGGGCGCGUCAACCUGCUCACUCUCGUCGUCAUGUCCAUGUUGCUGUGUCAGGGGUUUUGUUCGGGAGUUUUUGAGCUGAAGUUGCAGGAGUUCCUAAACAAGAAGGGAGUACAGGGCAAUAGGAACUGUUGUAAAGGAGGUCUGGCUUCGUCUUUCCAGCAACAGUGCGAAUGUAAAACCUUCUUCAGGAUCUGUCUGAAGCACUACCAGCCCAGCGCCUCUCCGGAGCCUCCGUGCACCUAUGGCGGCGCUGUGACGCCCGUUUUGGGCUCCAACUCAUUCCAGGUGCCCGAUGCUAUUCCGGAGAGUUCGUUCACGAACCCCAUCAGGAUUAACUUCGGCUUCACGUGGCCGGGGACCUUCUCGCUGAUCAUUGAGGCAUUACACACCGACUCCAAAGAAGACCUCGCCACAGCAGAGAACCCAGAUCACCUCAUCAGCACCAUGACCACGCAGAGACAUCUGACAGUGGGAGAUGAGUGGUCACAGGACCUGCACACGGGCGGCGGGACCGAGCUGAAGUACUCGUACCGCUUCGUUUGCGACGAACACUACUACGGGGACGGGUGCUCAGUGUUCUGCCGGCCCAGAGACGACGCCUUCGGCCACUUCACCUGCGGGGAACGCGGGGAGAUCGUGUGCGACGCCGGAUGGAAGGGACAGUACUGCACCGAACCAAUCUGCCUGCCAGGCUGCGAUGAAGAGCACGGCUUCUGUGAGAAACCCGGAGAGUGCAAGUGCAGAGUGGGAUUCAAAGGCCGCUACUGCGACGAGUGCAUCCGCUACCCGGGCUGCCUCCACGGGACCUGCCAGCAACCCUGGCAGUGCAACUGUCAGGAGGGCUGGGGUGGACUCUUCUGCAACCAAGAUCUCAACUACUGCACCCACCACAAGCCCUGCAUGAAUGGAGCCACUUGUAGCAACACGGGUCAGGGCAGCUACACCUGUUCCUGCCGGCCCGGCUUCACUGGGGCCAGCUGUGAGAUCCAAGUCAGCGAGUGUGCUGGAAACCCCUGUCGCAACGGCGGAAGCUGCACUGACUUAGAAAACACCUACACGUGCAGUUGCCCUCAUGGAUUCUAUGGCAACAACUGCGAGCUGAGCGCCAUGACGUGCGCUGACGGGCCCUGCUCCAAUGGUGGGCGUUGUACUGACAACGCUGAUGGAGGAUACUACUGCCAGUGCCCCACAGGGUAUGCAGGAUUCAACUGUGAGAAGAAGAUUGACCACUGCACCUCCAGCCCCUGCUCCAACGGUGCACGCUGUGUGGACCUCGUCAACUCGUACUUGUGUCAGUGUCCAGACGGCUUCACCGGCAUGAACUGUGACCACACAGGUGACGAGUGCUCAGCAUACCCCUGCCAGAACGGCGGCACAUGCCAGGAAGGUCCUGAUGGUUACACCUGCACCUGUCCACCCGGAUACACCGGCCGCAACUGUAGCUCACCAAUCAGCCGCUGCGAACACAACCCUUGCCACAAUGGAGCCACCUGCCAUGAAAGGAACAACCGCUAUGUUUGUGCAUGUGUUCCUGGUUACGGUGGUCGAAACUGUCAGUUUUUACUGCCAGAGCACGCCGCCCUUCGGGGAUCAGAGGUGCCCUGGAUGGCAGUUGGUUCUGGAGUGGCCUUGGUGCUGCUGCUCUUGGCGGGAUGCGCUGUACUUGUUGGAUUUUUCUGCUCCAAAGUCGCGCGCAGUGGCCUAGGAGAGACAGCUGGUGAGACCGAAACAAUAAACAACCUGACCAACAACUGUCACCGUGGUGACAGGGACCUGGCCAUCAGCGUGAUGCCAAUGCCAGGUGUCAAAAACAUCAACAAGAAGAUGGACUUCUGCAGUGACCCAGACGAAGGAUCUUCACCGGGGAGGAGCAGCUACAAGAGCCGCCAUCAGCCUGCAGGCUACAACCUUGUGCACGAGGUCAACAAGGAGGCGGUGCUGGAGGCGGCCUGCGAGGAAAAGUGCCAAUCCUCAGACUCCUUUGACUUCGAGGAGAAACACAGCAAACGUUUAAAAUGCGAUGCGACAGAAAGGAAAGCCCCAGAAACGUCUGCAUGUGCGGACACCAAGUACAAAUCUGUGUUUGUGAUGUCAGAGGAAAAAGAUGAAUGUAUAAUUGCAACUGAGGUGUAGCGAGCCACCUGUGGGCUGCCCGUUGCACGUUUGCUCUAUGGGAGAGUUUUUUGCUCCUUCAGAUGCUGCUCUAACCCCAGGGGGAGGUGUCCCGCCUUGAGACUGCUGCUGAUAUUGAGACGUUUAACUGAUAUUCAGAGUGAGCUGGUUCUCGACUGGAAACUAAGCGCAAGCAGCGGCGGCGUGUGGGAUGAGAACUGGCGGGGGGCUGAGACACUAAA